Heteronotia binoei (common prickly gecko) is the source of this 2257-nucleotide messenger RNA. It is a transcript of the gene NRSN1, whose product is annotated as neurensin 1. Gene Ontology annotation, cellular component: neuron projection; transport vesicle; neuronal cell body. The transcript has 2 exons. The coding region runs from base 8 to 598 and encodes 196 amino acids. Lineage: Eukaryota; Metazoa; Chordata; Lepidosauria; Squamata; Gekkonidae. The record is from RefSeq and is a predicted model, not a curated record. Gene Ontology annotation, biological process: nervous system development.
GUGAAGGAUGAGUGCUUAUGCUGACAUCUGUGCAUCCAAUGAGGCACAGCAAGGUACUACAGAAAAUAACUACCAGCGCUAUGGAGUGCGCUCUUAUCUGCAUCAGUUUUAUGAGGACUGCACGGCAUCCAUUUGGGAGUACGAGGAUGAUUUUCAGAUCCAGAGAUCACCCAGCCGGUGGAGCUCUGCAUUCUGGAAGGUUGGACUCAUCUCCGGGACAGUGUUUAUGCUGAUAGGGAUCAUUGUUCUUAUAGUAGGCUUUCUGGUGCCCCCCAAAAUUGAAGCCCUGGGCGUCGAAGAUUUUGUAGUGGUGGAUACACAUGCUGUUCAGUUUAACAGAGCCCUUGAUGUAUGUAAGUUGGCAGGAGCAAUUUUGUUUUGCAUUGGAGGGACCACAAUGGCGGCUUGCCUGUUAAUGUCUGCAUUUGCCAAAAGCUACUCCAAAGAAGAAAAGUACCUACAACAGAAAUUUAAAGAGCGAAUAGCAGACAUGAAAGUUCCCCCACACCCAGUCACAAAAGCCCCAGCACCUGGAGAAUCCAAGAUACCUGUCACUCUGUCCAAAAUUCAAAACGUCCAGCCAUUAUCUGAAACCUGAUUUGUUUUCUCUUCCCCAACUUAAACUACCCAUGAAUUUGAAAAAGUCAGUUUUGACUAAUCUGUGUUCGCAAUGUAGCAUCACAGCACUCUACACCUAGCUGGAUAGGAGAUUGGAAAUCUAAUCCAGUAAGAAUCCUGACACUGCAGGAAAGGAAAGGUUCAGCCAUUCGUGGUUUGAACAAAAGCAUUAAUAUGCUUGCAGUUGUGUGAGUGAGGUGGGUUUUUCUUCAGAUGCAUUGAAUUCUUAUGACCCACAAGACCUUGCAAAACACAAUUUGAUUUUCUUUUUGCUUUUCAUUCCCAGAUAACAUUUGUCCCUGUUUUACUGUGGACAUCUUAAAACGCACACUGAUAAAAAUUAACACCCAAACAUUAUUGAAAAGUUAACGUGUGCACAUGUCAGAGAACGGUGCAAACAGAGAGAGUUUUCAUAUGCCUGUUUCCACCAUGCUGCUGAAGAGGUAAAUGCACUGCCAAGUAACUCAUCUGGUCAGCAGUUCGAGUUGCAGUGGGAGAAACAUAAAAAGAAAUGCCAAGCCAGAUAGGCACAUACAGGAUUGCAGCCAGUGUCCUUGCCCUUUUCAUAGUACAAAGGGUAGAUCAUCCACUUCAUGCCCUGCCGCAGUCUUGUUGCAGAAGUCUCACAUCCUCCUCCUCUUUGCAAAGAAAUUCAGUAUUUUCUGUCAUCUGGAUUCUGAGCAGCCCAUUUUCCACCCAUCGAUUCAACAACAUCAUAUAGCUGUUAACAUUAGUAUUAAGUUGUGGUGAGAAACAGCUGUCCAUCUCAGUCCAUGCAGCCUUAUUUUCCCUCUAGAUUUAAUGGCUGUGGGAAAUGCAAUUGUAAAAAUGUGUGCUGCUUUAUUUUUUUUUGUAAGGAAAUGAAUAACCAAUUAACCCAGCUACUGUUCCAGUCUUAAACCCUCAGUAGGAAUAGUGUGUGAGCCAUUAUUUAAAUUUUUGCUAUACAUGAAGUCCAUUUGCACCAGGAUAAGAGCUUGAAAGCCCACUCCUCUGCUUUGUGUGCACUGUGAUGUGUACAUAAAAUACAUGAGCACACAUGGGGUUCCCCCACCCACCCGCCAUCCCUCCCUUCCCAUCAGUGGAAGAAACGUUCAUUCACAUCAGUGCACACACAUACAGUAAUACUGCUGAAGAGAGAAUCACUGCUCUCACGUCCACAGAAACUUUCUGGGUUUGGGAAAUUCAGUGUCUUUGACCAUUUUAGGAAUGGCUCACAGGGCAUGUUUCCCAUUCCCAUACAAGGUUCAUGCCCUUGCCCACUCCCACUUACUUCAACAGGGAUUGUCCCAGGUUGAAUCUUGCCAUUGUUUUCAAAACUGAGUUCUUCUGUGUUCUCUACAUCUAAUUGCCUGUCCUUAAAAGAAAAUAUCAAAGGUACUUCUAUUUUUCUAGACAAGAGUGAAAGCUCUCUUGAGUCAGAUUACAGCUGUGUUGAUGCUUACCUGCAAAUCUGUCCUUUCACAAAAGUUAUAAAUAAUCUCUGUCUCAAAAGAGACCAUUAUCUCCUCUCUUUAAUCUAUGGAUUGAAACCAGCUCUGCGUAAAGAGAUGUGAACUUUGUAUUCUUUCACGACAUGUGCCCACCUUAUAAUUCUGUCUAUUUUUUUGAAUGGAUUAAAUAAAAAUGUAAGAACCAG